UAUAGUAAUGCAGUAUUGUUGUUAAAUGACGUGAUGUAUGUAUUUUUUGUUGUAUAGUGAUGAAGUGUACUGUGUUGGUGUUUUGGACUCUUUUGUGGCUACUGUAUAGUUCAAUGUCAUCUCCUCUACGAACCCCGAUGGCAGGAAAUCAGUUCACUUCCUUUAUUUUCAUCGGCUUUGUUUUGGGGCAAGCUCACUCAGCUGAUGAUACCUACUCUUCAGUGAUGCCUCGGACAGUAACAGCUCUGGCAGGCUCUUGUGUGCAGAUUCCUUGCACAUUCAACAUCUCCAAUUUUGAGGACAAAUGUAAGAGGGCAGAAUCUAACAAUGGGAUCUGGCUGAAAAACCAAUCACAGUAUGCUAGCAAAUACAGUUUUGUAGCUUUUAAUUGCAGUGAAGAUUUCAUUAGAGGAUUCAGUGACAUAAAGAUAACUGGAGAUUUCAAUAAGAGGAACUGCUCCACUGUCUUCUAUAACAUCAUGAUGAAUCAUUCAGGCCACUAUUACUUCAGACUGGAAAUAGAUCCAAAUGUGUUCAGAACUACAUUUAACCCCAAUACAGCUGAUUCAUCUGAUUCAAGCAAGACUGUGAAAAUCAUUGUCAGAGACUCACCACAACCUCCUGAAUUUAAUCCCAGUGAGCUACCGUAUGUGAUGGAGGAAAGUACAGUGAAUCUGAGCUGCUCUGCAGAAGCCCCCUGCCCCACGCAACGUCCUACAAUAUCCUGGUCUAACAUCCCUGAAUCUGCCAGCAUUACAAAACAGUUACUGGAGAAACCUGAUAAAACAGUGUUUUCAUACGUGACCUUCAAAGCUUCAUACACUGAUCACAAAAAGAACAUCACCUGCACAGCUACUUAUCCAAGAAAUACACAUGAUGCCUCUUCUGCUGUGACCACCCUGCUUCGAGUCCUGUUUCCUCCAAAAGAAACUCACAUCAUCAUUACCCCAUCUGUUGGCACUAAUGUGACUUUGACCUGCAAAAGCAAAGCCAGUCCAUCAAAUAACUUGAACUACACCUGGUACAAACGUGGGCAGGAGAUGCCUAUAGCUUGGGAAAAAAAGAUUAAUUUAAGCAGAACUCAUAGUCAAGAAUCAUACUUCUGCAUUGCACAAAAUAAACAUGGAAAACAGGCAUCAAAAGAUUUCCAGUUCAAAGAUGAUAGACAGAGUGAAUUCUCUCAUCUGGUGAUAUAUGGCUGUACAGGAGGACUUUUGGCUUUUGUUCUGUUGUCUGCAGGGUUUUUUUACUGUAUGAGAACAAAGGCUUCAAGACAGGGCCAUGUCACAGGAAAAGAUCAGGCUGAAGGUAAAAACAGAGACAUGAUGGCUAUCUAUGUUAACAAUGAUAUUGUGAUCAGCAAGAAUGGUGAGAAGAAAGGAACUGAUGAUCUCCACUAUAGUGAGAUUGACUUCUCCAAACUCCAGACAGGCCACAAGACAAGGGAACACCCAAACAAUGGUCCAGUGACAGAGUAUGCUGUGGUUCAAAUGAUAGAGAGAAAGAGACAAAUCAACAGUGACCAGCAAAUGGACCAACUUUAUGCUGAGGUCCAGAAAAAGUGAUUUUUUUUCUUUUUAGAUGUUAAAUCUUGUUAUUGUGCAGAGACCUGUGACACUUGUCAGCCAUAGACAGUCAUCAA
This is a messenger RNA of Carassius gibelio (silver crucian carp), 1642 nucleotides long. Its product is annotated as myelin-associated glycoprotein-like. Bases 60 to 1565 code for a protein of 501 amino acids. Lineage: Eukaryota; Metazoa; Chordata; Actinopteri; Cypriniformes; Cyprinidae. The transcript has 7 exons. The record is from RefSeq and is a predicted model, not a curated record.